CGGGUUUAAGAAGCGGGAGGACGCAAGCUGUAUCUCCGUCCGCACAACAUGACUUCGCUUUUCACAAAGUUCACGUUUCUUAUGUACACAGUGUGUCUGCAAACCACCAUUUAUAUCGUUUGCGGAGUCCUCUCCACGAUCUACCUGCUGUUUGCCUGGUUCAAAGGCUACUUCCACAAAGCCAAGGAGAGGGACAUCCCCCCGUCAUGUCUCCGGGAUCCUGCUCUUGGUUGGCAUCGCUUUGUCAAGCUGAAGAGUGUAAAACUCCAUUACGUGGAGGCAGGUGAUUCGGAUAAUCCGUUGGUGAUAAUGAUUCAUGGAGCUCCGGAUUUUUGGUUCACUUGGAGGAAGCAAAUUCCGAGUCUUGCUAGUAACUAUUGGGUAGUGGCUGUGGACCUGCGUGGAUGCGGUGAUUCGGACAUUCCCAGAAUGAGGACGCAGUAUACCGUAGACAUCAUUGCAGAGGACAUAGUUCACCUCAUAGGCAGUCUGGGUCGAGAGCAUGCCCACCUUGUAUGCGCAGGUGUAGGUGGGCAGGUGGGUUGGCAUUUGGUACAGCGAUACCCCGAUCUGGUAUCGAAGAUGGUACUUGUCCACUCUCCCCAUCCCUAUAUCGUUCAUCAGCAUAUCCAUUCUCUCUGGAAGAAUUAUUUGAAAUUGUGGUAUUUGUUCUUCUUACAACUUCCGUUGCUGCCAGAGUACGCGGCGCUGCUUAACGACAGUGACGUCAUUGACAGAAUAUUGAAGCCGCUGAUCCGGACGAAGGCGGUGUCCGAACAGGAGAUCGAGGCUUAUAAAUUCACUUUUUCGAGAAGAGAGGACUGGACGGGCGCCCUCCACCACCUUCGUCAGAUCAGGGUGUCUGCCGGCGGCGCUGACGAGGGGACGCCGGAGGUCGUUACUGUCCCCAUUCUACUGAUAAUGGGGGACGCCGACCCCAUCCUCCCCCUCGAUACGGCGUAUAGAUCGGCCGAAUACGUCGAGCGCAUCCGCAUCAAGCCGGUGGGCGGUCCGGGUUACCACGCCCACGUCAGCCACGCCGAACAACUCAACCGGGACAUCGACGACUUCCUGACGGUCCGGCGUCGUCAGGAGGUCGCCGCCUCGUCCUCGUCGUCCUCGUCCUCACACGACGGCUCGGAAUCCCCGUCGUCGUCCUCCUUCUCCCGGAGUGUGUUGGGCGCCGGCCUCUCCGCCGUCACCUCGACUUACGGAAGACUCAGCGGCGCCAUUGAGACAACGCGAGGAAACGUUUACGGCAUCGUCCAUUCCUCACUGAAAACGGCAGAGCAAACGUUACAGUUGGAUCAUCUGUACUAAAGGGACUUGCUAGAAA
Molecule: messenger RNA, 1336 nt
Organism: Penaeus monodon (black tiger shrimp)
Lineage: Eukaryota; Metazoa; Arthropoda; Malacostraca; Decapoda; Penaeidae
Product: epoxide hydrolase 4-like
Exons: 9
Coding region: 49-1320 (423 amino acids)
Molecular function (GO): hydrolase activity
Source: RefSeq, a predicted model, not a curated record